AUGGCAUCUCAGGACUGCUUCAGUGUGCAGCUAUAUGAUGAUAAACAGAUACAGCGGUUCCUGGAGCUGAGGUUCGCCGGUGCUGUCCUGCAGGAUGACUGGUGUCUGGCAGAUAUGGCCAUCUCCUCAGGUGCAACCAUCUUCUGCCAGUUGAAGGAGGUCAGCAAGGCUCUGCUCCAUGUGUUCAGUGCUGUGACGAAGGAGACCCUGCCUAUCAUGGGAAUAGCUUGUCUGCUGGCUACCUCUGUCUCCAAAAUUAGGUCCCUGGUGUCCUUGUUACUUGGCCUACCAGUCAGUGCUUUCACGUUGUCGACUCAGAGUGGGGCUGAGCUUUAUGACUGUAAUCUGCUCUCACACUAUGCUGUUGAAGCUGGAGAUAUUCUUUGUUUGGACACUUGGGAUGGCUGGACAGAGUUCUUGAGAGACUCUUUGGAAGGACACAAGAACAAAGUCAUAUGCAUUUUUUCUAAGGAUGAACCAGUUCUAAGGUUUCAGAAAUGUUUGGCUCUUUAUGCUGUGGGCUAUGGACAUCUUGAAAUGGCCAUUUGGCUACUAGACAGUGGUGCACAAGCCCACAAGCCUGUGGGUGUCCACCCUUCCCAUGUAUGGUGCUACGAAACGGACCACCCAGAGUCCUUAAACUGCCCUGUUCAUGCUGCUGUAGAGGCUGGCCAACUUCACAUUUUGCAGAUGUUCCUCAGUAGGAACAUAUUAAACCUAGCCUGUAGAGAUCCCAGCAACCGACAACUAAAAAAAAAUGAUGUCCCCAGUACCCAGGGGUUCUAUGUUCAAAGGAUGCACAUGGGUCAACAAGUCAUCCUGUGGGUUUCAGGCUCUGACAUCACAGCCCACAGUCUCAUCCUGUCCAUGUCAUCACCCUGCUGUCCUAUCAUCUCAGAAUGCAUCAGAGUGACUACCACAGAUGCUUCCUCUUGCCACAAACAAAAGGACAGGGAAAAGGACUAA
Tachysurus vachellii is the source of this 966-nucleotide messenger RNA. RefSeq names its product protein ANKUB1-like. The record is from RefSeq and is a predicted model, not a curated record. Lineage: Eukaryota; Metazoa; Chordata; Actinopteri; Siluriformes; Bagridae.